Musa acuminata subsp. malaccensis (wild Malaysian banana) is the source of this 868-nucleotide messenger RNA. RefSeq lists its product as uncharacterized. The record is from RefSeq and is a predicted model, not a curated record. NCBI's taxonomy places the organism in Eukaryota, Viridiplantae, Streptophyta, Magnoliopsida, Zingiberales, Musaceae.
UAUAAAUUGAUCUUGCUCGACUCCCGCGGAACGCACAGGGAGUCGUCGCACCCAACGGGACGGAUUAAGAAGGGCCACUCCAGGCGAUCCGUGGGCGAAAUCUGUUCGAUCGUCGGGUUUCUCUCCUCUUCGGAAUCGUUUCUCGGUUUUGGGGUUCAUCACUCGAGCUUGAUACGAGAAAGCACAACAAGAACCAAGCUUCAAUCAGCUGAGCAAUGGAGGUAUAUGGCAAAUCUAUGAUUGCCGAGCCAAGCAAUGUGAUUUACUUGUCCAGUAUUCUUAACAAGGAAGGGCUGAUUCCUAGUCACAAAUGUGACAAGAGGUGCCAAAACGAACAUGUGUUUGGGAACAUGUACCGCUGCAAACUAACAGGACUGACACACAUCUGCGAUAAAAAUUGUGAGCAGAGGAUUUUGUACGAUAACCAUAGUUCUCUUUGCAGAGUGAGCGGCCAGUUUUUUCCUCUUUCGCCAGCAGAAGAGCAGGCGGUGAGAGGAGUCCGAAGGAAGCUGGAAGUGACAAAUACCGAUGGCUGUGCUUUUAAGCGCAGGCGCGAUGCCCAGCUGCAUCCUUCUCCCUUCGAGAGGAUCUUUUCUGCAGUCUCUCCAAUAUGCAGUCAAAUUGGAGAUGGCAUGGAUAUGAGUUAGAGCUGAUUAGUUCCAUUUCUUUCCCUUCUCCCUUUCUUUUCCCCCAGCCAUCUUUGUUCUGGAUGGAAUCAAGGGCUUCUAUUUUAUUAUGGAACUUGGAACUGAACUAUUUUGUCAAGGGUAUGUAGGGAAUCUGCAGUAACUUCUACUUGGUACUGUUCUGCUGUAACUGUUUUAACUUUGAACUUCCUAUUAAGAGGCUAAUAGUCUUGUGAACCAAA